This is a messenger RNA of Passer montanus (Eurasian tree sparrow), 5304 nucleotides long. RefSeq names its product basic, immunoglobulin-like variable motif containing (gene BIVM). Gene Ontology annotation, molecular function: DNA endonuclease activity; single-stranded DNA binding. Bases 267 to 5201 code for a protein of 1644 amino acids. Gene Ontology annotation, biological process: nucleotide-excision repair. Gene Ontology annotation, cellular component: nucleus. Lineage: Eukaryota; Metazoa; Chordata; Aves; Passeriformes; Passeridae. The transcript is spliced from 24 exons. The record is from RefSeq and is a predicted model, not a curated record.
GCUCGCCACUGGUUCCUCCGAGGCGCCGUGUGGGCCCUCAGCGUGAGCGCGGCCGUGGCCGCCGGGCAGCCCCGCGCCUCCCCCCGUCCCCGUGCGGCGGUGGGAGUUGCUGCGGGCCGGCGGCGGAGGAGGCGGGGGGCGGCGGGGGCGCGCAGGUACCUUGUUGAUACCUUGCAAAGGCAAUGGAGGCAAUGAUGAAAACCCUGUUGUAAUUAAAACAUAAAGAAAAAAUAUUCUUUGCUGUGCAAUACUCUUAGUAUCAUUCAAUGCCUACUAUUUCAGAAGAUGAAAAAGAAAAUGGUUCUGGAAAUAAUGGAAACACUGAAAACAGACCUGGGAAAGAAUCCCCAGAAGCUUCUCUUCACGAUCCCGUGAAGCCAUACUGCAUGUCAGACACCUCCACUGCAUCCUUGGUGUCUAGAGAAGAUGGGCAUUAUCCAUGGGGAUGUCCUGUGACUCACACAAGAGAGAAGUUUUAUACCAUCUGCUCAGACUAUGCUUUUUUAAACAGAGUCACAUCUAUUUGUAAAAGUCCAAGUGCUUCAGUUAGUGCCUGCCUAUCAAGUAGUGCUGCCUUAAAUGUUGGAAAUAACACACCUAACUUACUCAGCAUUCAAACUGGUGCUUCAGAGAUUAUCUACAAUGAAGAUGCUAACUUGGAAAGCCUGCCUGGCAAUCUUGGAAAGCUUCCACUGGCAUGGGAAAUAGACAAAUCUGAGUUCAAUGGCGUGAACUCAAAUCUGAAGAACAAAGCAGGCAGCAUGAAGAAACAAGGGACAAAGAAGAAAUCUGUGGACAAAAAGAGCAAACAAUACAGGGAGUGUCCUCAGCGUUCAGCUCUUGAAGAUGUGAAGGAGAGAAAAGUGUUGGACCUUCGGAGAUGGUAUUGUGUUAGCCGACCUCAAUACAAGACUUCCUGUGGAAUUUCAUCCUUAGUGUCUUGCUGGAAUUUCUUAUAUAGUACACUGGGAGCUGGAAGUUUACCCCCCAUCACUCAAGAAGAAGCCUUGCAUAUACUGGGCUUUCAGCCCCCAUUUGAGGAGAUUAGGUUUGGUCCCUUCACUGGAAAUACAACUCUAAUGAGAUGGUUUAGGCAAAUAAAUGAUCACUUCCAUAUCAAGGGAUGCUCAUAUGUUCUGUAUAAACCUCAUGGGAAGAACAAGACAGCUGGAGAAACUGCUGCAGGGGCCCUAGCAAAGCUAACACGUGGACUGAAGGACGAAUCAAUGGCCUACAUCUACCAUUGCCAAAACCAUUAUUUUUGCCCAAUUGGAUUUGAAGCAACCCCAGUAAAAGCUAGUAAAGCCUAUAGAGGUCGUGUCUUGCAGCAAGAAGUGGAAUAUUGGAUCUUAAUUGGAGAGCCCAGCAGAAAGCAUCCAACGAUACAUUGUAAAAGGUGGACAGAUAUUGUCACUGACCUAAACACUCAAAAUCCAGAAUAUCUAGAUAUUCGACACCUAGAGAGAGGAUUGCAACAUCGAAAAACAAAGAAGGUUGGAGGAAAUCUUCAUUGCAUCAUUGCCUUUCAGAGACUUAACUGGCAAAGAUUUGGUCCUUGGAAUUUUCCAUUUGGGAAUGUUAGACAGAAUAAACAAUCCCAAACACAAGGACAAGGAAUUUCCAAAUCUGAGAGUGAAGACAAUAUAUCUAAGAAACAACACGGGCGACUGGGUCGAUCUUUCAGUGCUAGUUUUCAUCAAGAAUCCAUGUGGAAGAAAUCUAAUCUUCGGGAGAGGAGGAACAAUAUCAGUAUUUGGUUGAACCAAGCAAUAAAGGGAGCCAGAGAUCGUGGUGGCAUUUCUGUACGGAAUGCUCACCUGCUCACUCUGUUUCAUCGACUCUGCAAGUUACUGUUUUUCCGGAUUCGACCCGUGUUUGUGUUUGAUGGAGAGGCGCCUCUUCUGAAGAGACAAACCUUGGCUAAGCGAAGACAAAGAAAGGAAAUUGCCAUCAAUGAUUCCAGGAAAACUACAGAGAAACUCUUGAAAACACUUCUGAAGAGACAUGCUAUCAAAACUGCUAUUGCAGGCAAAAGCAAUGAAGCUUUGCCCAGUAUUACACAAGUUCGAAGAGAAGGAAUUGAUGAUAUGUAUGUGUUGCCUGCUUUAGAGGAUGAAGAGAAGAAUAGCUCAGAGGAGGAGGAAGAAAAAGAAUGGCAAAUGAGAAUGAGCCAAAAACAGAUGUUGCAAGAACAGUUAUGUGAAAAUCCUUAUUCUAUAGAUAUUGAAUCAGAAGAUUUCCACAAGCUGCCUCCAGAAAUAAAACAUGAGAUCUUGACUGAUAUUAAAGAACUUACAAAGCGAAGAAGAACGUUAUUUGAAGCAAUGCCAGAGGACUCCAAUGACUUUUCCCAGUACCAGCUCAGGGGUUUGCUUAAAAAAAGCAACCUCAAUCGGUGCAUAGAAAAUGUACAAAAAGAAAUGAAUCAACAGCACUCGGGUGAAAUCCAAACACAAUAUGAAAAUGAAGGUGGUUUUGUGAAAGAAGUGGAAUCAAGGAGGGUGGUCUCUGAAGAGACUUCUCAUUAUAUUCUGAUAAAGGGUAUUCAGGCAAAAGGGGCUAUGAGUAGCAACUUGGAAACUACUGCAGGACCCUCAUCAAAAAUGCAUGAAUUGACUAAAUUAAAUAAAAUCAAUGAAUCUCCUGCUAAUGCAAAACAGGAAGAUGACAAUGUAGUGGCAGCACCCCCAUCUCCUCGGACUUUGCUUGCUAUCCAAGCAGCCAUGGUGGAAAGCAGCUCAGAAGAAGAACUGGACACAGGACAAUUGAACAGGGAAGAGGAAGGCAGCGUGUCUCCAAGAACACUGCGGGCAAUUCAGCAAGCUCUGAGUGAAGACGAUAAAGGGGAGGAAGUUGUAACUGCUACAACUGGUGGAGUGCUAUCAGUAAGACCAGAAGGGAAGGAUUUUCUGCUUAGUAGCUCAGAUGAGGAAGAGCAGAUUCCUGUAGUUAAGGAGGGAAAAAACAUUCCUACAGCUACAAUUCCGUCAUCAAUCCAAGUGACUAUGCAAAAUGCUAAAUCUAAACAGAAGAGUGAGGAGUUGGAAAAAAGUGAUAUUAUACCCAAAGACACAGGUGUAUUCAGAGAUGAAAAUUAUUCUGCUAUUGGAAAUACUAGAAAAGGCAGAGAAGAUAUAGACAAAGAAGAAAAUGAUUCAGGAAAUCAUAUUGUACCCAAGGACACCAGCAUAUCCAUAGCUGAAACUUCUAUUGACAAUACUAUAAAAGACACAGAAGAGGUAGACAAGGAAAAAGGUGGUUCCAAAAAUCAUAUUUCACCAAAUGAUACCAGUAUAUCCAGAGCUGAAAAUUAUUCUUAUGUUAACAAUACUAGAAAGGAUAAAGAAGACUUUGACGAAGAAAAAAAUGGUUCCAAAAUGGACUUAAAAUCUCUGGGAGAUAAGAAUAUGAAUUUGUGUUUGCAGAAGCCAAGCUGUUCCAUUGUGCAAACUAGUACAGAUGCUUUGAUUCACACUGAAACAACAGACCUUUCUAAAAAUAAGGAAAACUUGAAAAUUUCUGAAAACACACAGGAAGUAAUUUCACAAACCGAGGAGAAUGUGUCUGAGGAUACUAGAUUUUUUCCAGAAGCAAGAGAUCCCGAGGCAGAAAGAGAAGAGAUAUCACAGUCCGAAGACAGUGAUUCUGAUGGAAGCUUUAUUGAAGUGGAUGCUGAGGUCAGUAACGAGGCUGAGUCUCCCACUAAAUAUGAUGAAAAAGGGGGUGAUGAGCCAACACUUGCAGAAGUGGAGACUGACAGACCUGAUGUUUGCACACUGGACUUGCUGAAGGAGUCUGAUGAGGUGCAGCUGGGAAACACUCAGAAUGUUGAAGCAGAAGCUGAUAGUAAAGGUGCAGUGGAUGAAUGGCAAGACAUCAGUUUGGAAGAACUAGAAGAAUUAGAAAAGGACCUUUCUGCUGAGCAGAAUACACUUCAGUCUCAAAAACAGCAGCAGGAACGUGUUGCUGCUUCUGUAACAGGACAGAUGUUCUUGGAAAGCCAGGAGCUUCUCCGUCUGUUUGGCAUUCCAUAUAUCGAAGCUCCGAUGGAGGCCGAGGCACAGUGUGCAAUAUUGGACCUUACUGAUCAGACCUCUGGGACAAUCACUGAUGACAGUGAUGUUUGGUUGUUUGGUGCACGACAUGUUUAUAAAAAUUUCUUCAGUCAGAACAAAUACGUAGAAUAUUAUCAGUAUGUUGACUUUCAGAACGAGCUAGGGUUGGACAGAAGUAAGCUAAUUAAUUUGGCAUACUUGCUUGGAAGUGACUACACUGAGGGCAUCCCAAAUGUUGGCUUUGUAACAGCGAUGGAGAUUUUAAAUGAAUUUCCUGGGCAUGGCUUGGAACCUCUCAUAAAAUUCGCUGAGUGGUGGAAUGAAGCUCAGAAGAAUAAGAAAGUGAUGCCUAAUCCACAUGACACCAAAGUCAAGAAGAAACUGCGGGAUCUGCAGCUUUAUUCAGGUUUCCCAAAUCCAGCAGUGGCAGAAGCAUACCUGAAGCCUGUGGUGGAUGAGUCAAGGGGUUCAUUCAUCUGGGGAAAGCCUGAUGUUGAGCAGAUCAGAGAAUUCUGCAAGGAUCACUUUGGCUGGACUAGGACAAAGAUAGAUGGGAUCCUUUUGCCUGUGAUGAAACAACUGAACUUGCAGCAGACUCAGCUUCGAAUCGAUUCAUUCUUCAGACUAGAACAGCAUGAAAAACAAGCUAUUAAAAGCCAGAGACUGCGCAGAGCCGUGACUUGUCUGAAGAGAAAGGAAAAGGAAGCAGAUGAUGAAAUUCAGGAGGCUGCUGCUGUCACGGAGACAGAGCUUAAACAGCCUGGGAAAAGGAAAGGGCAAGGUACCACAGGUGGUGCAAAUCAAGCUGCAGCAACAAAAGUACAGAGUGGAAAGAGAAGAAAACAUUCAGAUUCCAGAAAAGAAUUUUUAUAUGGAGGUGGUUUUAUUGGAAAUUUGCAUCUUUCAGAAACUUCUAGUGACUCCUCAGUGGAGGAAUCCAAAGGCAGAGAUUUAGGCAAGAGCAAAAGGAGGAAAAACAUCUCUGCAACAGAGAUGGCAGACCAUAAAGAGAAAAAAGGGUGCAGUAGUUCAAGUGGUGAGGAUGAAGACCUGGGAAAUGUAGUCAUGGUGACUGCCAAACCUGUGUUUGAAGGCAGAAAAAAGAAAUCACGGAGCAAGAGAGCAAUAAGAAAGAAAAUGUCUUAAAUAAAAUAAUUAUUUAAAAAGACUGAUCUUCCUGACUUGAGCUUUGUAAAUAUUCUAAUGAAUUCCUUAUAAAAUGUAAUAAAUUAUCCUUAUUUGUACUUCA